Messenger RNA from Trachymyrmex septentrionalis, 1656 nucleotides. RefSeq lists its product as uncharacterized. The coding region runs from base 1 to 1656 and encodes 551 amino acids. Lineage: Eukaryota; Metazoa; Arthropoda; Insecta; Hymenoptera; Formicidae. The record is from RefSeq and is a predicted model, not a curated record. The transcript is spliced from 3 exons.
AUGUCAUUGGAGCGACUGGAAGUCGAGGACGACGUGUUGGACAGAGAGGACUUUCCCCGGCUCUCGAAUAAAGGGGCGCAAGGCCGCAAGAAGAGGAGAGGCCUAGUGGAGUGUCAUCUGGAUGACAGGCUGUCGGCUAAACAGAAAACGGCCGUUGAAGAGGUGACAAGUCUCUUUCCCCAGAUGUCGCCGAAGUCGGUGGUGGUGGAAAUAUUGCGUGUCUUGGACAUUGCGGGAGAAGCCGAGAGGAAGACCCAGACGAUGAACGGGGCCCUUCGCAGGCAGAUCAAAGUCGGGGAUAAUAUCGCGAAGAUCGCGGUGCAACAGCUUCAUACUGUAAUUGACAAGAGUACGGGACCUACGGAUGUAAUAAGGGCCAACAACCUUGCUUUGGAGGUGGAGGUCGUGAAGCUCCGCAAGGAGAUGGACUCUCUGCGCAGUGAGAGGGCUUCCCUAAAGGAUCAGGUCGAGUCCCUGCAGCGCAAGGUGCUGGCUAUGGGGGAUGGCGGUCGCGGGAGGGAUCGUACUCCCUCUUCGGAUGGAACCGCUCCGUUGUGCGAUUCGCCGGUCUCGCGCCGUUCUCGGGGACGCUCUCUGAGGAUUCGGGGUCCGAACGUGGACGUUUCGGGUGAGGCAAGACCUCAGGUCAUGCCUCUGGAAUUUAGGCCACCUCUCGGCGGGGUCCGAAAGAACUUGGACCAUGUGCCUCGCCGGCUGACGAGGGCUGAUAGUGGGGUGAGUGCGGCUGCGACUGCGGGUGCUCGGCGGAUGGAGCCGUCGACAUGUGCCGUGGACGGUGAGCCAUGGACCGUCGCGGGCUCCAAGCGUGCUCGGAGGAAAGCAAGGAGGAAAAGGAGAACAGUGGCUGCCGUAGCGAAAGACGGUGGGAGCGUUGUGCCUCCUCCCCCUGUGACUGGGACUGACGGUGGGCGUCGUGCCGUCACCAGUAGUGGGGUGGGGAAGAUCUCCUUGGAAGAUCUGAACAUCGCCAACACGCGAAUUAGGAAAGCACAGGCGGGGGGCCUCCUCAUCGAGAUCCCUGGGGGUGAGGAGGCAGGUGCCAAGGCGGAGGCGCUUGUCGAUCGUCUCAGGGCUGUGCUGGCUGAGAGCGACUACAAGGACAAGGUGGUUAAAGAGGUGGCCACCUUCGGUGAGGUCCCCACGGGGGACGUAAGAAUCGGCUCAUUUAGACCGGGGCGCGGAGGUCUGAACACUGUGUGGGUGCAAUGCCCUCUCGCGUGUGCCAGCAAGCUGGUGAAGGCCGGUCGUAUCAGGCUCGGGUGGUCGUUUGCCUCCGUCGUGGCCCUAGUGAAGCGGAGGCUGCAGUGCUUUCGGUGCUUAGCGGUGGGAUACAUGAGGGUGGUGUGCCAGAGUGCGGUGGAUAGGUCCGCCUGGUGCUUCCAGUGUGGAGGAAACGAUGGGCACAAGGCUGCCGGUUGUCGAUUACCUCCGCGCUGCCCUGUAUGUGCGGACAGCGGACUCGCAGCUGGACAUCGUGCUGGUGCGGCGGAGUGUGUACCCUUCAACGACCGCGGGCGGGCGUCGGAAAGCGUAAAUCGUGGGGCUGGUGCAUCUGUCGGGGUCGAUCGGGGAGCCCUUGCCGAGGAGGAGACAAUGGAUAUCGAAAAUGGUGAUACUGGCCCAGAUAAACACUAA